Messenger RNA from Urocitellus parryii (Arctic ground squirrel), 1171 nucleotides. RefSeq names its product upstream transcription factor 2, c-fos interacting (gene Usf2). Gene Ontology annotation, molecular function: DNA-binding transcription factor activity, RNA polymerase II-specific; protein dimerization activity; RNA polymerase II cis-regulatory region sequence-specific DNA binding. The record is from RefSeq and is a predicted model, not a curated record. Gene Ontology annotation, biological process: regulation of transcription by RNA polymerase II. NCBI's taxonomy places the organism in Eukaryota, Metazoa, Chordata, Mammalia, Rodentia, Sciuridae.
CCCCCCCGCCCCCACCCCCCCCAUGGACAUGCUGGACCCGGGUCUGGAUCCCGCUGCCUCGGCCACCGCUGCUGCCGCUGCCAGCCACGACAAGGGACCCGAGGCCGAGGAGGGCGUCGAGCUGCAAGAAGGCGGGGACGGUCCUGGGGCGGAGGAGCAAACGGCGGUGGCCAUCGCCAGCGUCCAGCAGGCGGCGUUCGGUGACCACAACAUCCAGUACCAGUUCCGCACAGAGAAUAAUGGAGGACAGGUGACAUACCGCGUAGUCCAGGUGACUGAUGGUCAGCUGGAUGGCCAGGGAGACACAGCUGGCGCCGUCAGCGUCGUGUCCACGGCUGCCUUUGCGGGGGGGCAGCAGGCUGUGACCCAGGUGGGCGUGGACGGGGCAGCCCAGCGCCCUGGCCCCGCCGCUGCCUCUGUGCCCCCAGGUCCCGCAGCACCCUUCCCACUGGCUGUAAUCCAGAAUCCCUUCAGCAAUGGUGGCAGCCCAGCAGCGGAGGCUGUCAGUGGAGAGGCCCGGUUUGCCUAUUUCCCCGCAUCCAGUGUGGGAGAUACCACUGCUGUGUCCGUGCAAACCACCGACCAGAGCUUGCAGGCCGGAGGCCAGUUCUAUGUCAUGAUGACACCCCAGGAUGUGCUGCAGACAGGAACACAGAGGACGAUCGCACCCCGGACACACCCCUAUUCCCCAAAAAUUGACGGAACCAGAACACCACGGGAUGAGAGAAGAAGAGCUCAGCACAACGAAGUGGAGCGGAGGCGGAGGGACAAGAUCAACAACUGGAUUGUCCAACUUUCAAAAAUCAUUCCAGACUGUAAUGCAGACAACAGCAAGACAGGAGCGAGUAAAGGGGGGAUCCUGUCGAAGGCCUGCGAUUACAUCCGGGAGCUACGCCAGACCAACCAGCGMAUGCAGGAGACCUUCAAGGAGGCCGAGCGGCUGCAGAUGGACAAUGAGCUCCUGCGGCAACAGAUCGAGGAGUUGAAGAAUGAGAACGCCCUGCUUCGAGCCCAGCUGCAGCAGCACAACCUGGAGAUGGUGGGCGAGAGCACCCGACAGUGACGUGACGCCCGCCCCCAGUGUGCAGCCGCUGGCCUCUGCUGCCCCCUCCCCCAGCCCUUAGCACAGAGAGGGACAGACGCCCCUCCCCCAGCUGCGUUUUUUAUAGUA